GGGAAGGCGAUGGUUUUUCCGGGAACUACCUGCAGUUUUCCCGUCGCUCCCUCCCUCGGCGUCUCGGCUCCUUUCGGCCCGAGCGUUCCUUCGCAGCGACCGCCGGGAGCCAGCAGCCAGCAUGUCCAGCAAAAAGGCCAAGACGAAGACCACCAAGAAGCGCCCCCAGCGCGCCACCUCCAACGUCUUUGCCAUGUUUGACCAGUCGCAGAUCCAGGAGUUCAAGGAGGCCUUCAACAUGAUCGACCAGAACAGGGAUGGCUUCAUUGACAAAGAGGACCUGCACGACAUGCUGGCCUCCCUCGGUAAGAACCCCACGGAUGAGUACCUGGAUGCCAUGAUGAACGAGGCCCCAGGCCCCAUCAACUUCACCAUGUUCCUCACCAUGUUCGGUGAGAAGCUGAACGGCACCGACCCCGAGGACGUCAUCAGGAACGCCUUCGCCUGCUUCGACGAGGAGGCCACAGGCUUCAUCCAGGAGGACUACCUGCGGGAGCUGCUGACCACCAUGGGCGACAGGUUCACGGAGGAGGAGGUGGACGAGCUGUACCGGGAGGCGCCCAUCGACAAGAAGGGCAACUUCAACUACAUCGAGUUCACGCGCAUCCUGAAGCACGGCGCCCGGGACAAGGACGACUGAGCCGCCCCGCGCCGCCCGCCCCGCGCCACGGCCGCUCUGCUCUCGCUGCUGCUUGCCAGCAUCCUUUCUGCAACCGUUUGUAACCUGACAGCUUUUCCCUCUGAGGACUCUGGGGCUGCACCUCGGUGGUGGAACGGUGGAGGUUGGAGCAGAUGAUCCCUAAGGUCCCUUCCAACUAGGCUGUUCUGUGAACUGGAAGUGUGUGUGGGGAGAGGGGACGCAGUGACAGGUGCAAACUGGAGCACAGCACAAACUGGAACCCAGGAAGUUUCAUCUCAGCAGGAGAAAAUUCUCUGGUAUGAGGCUACUGGAGGCCUGGAGCAGGCUGCCAUGGGAGGUUGCAGUCUCCCUCUCUGGAGAGCUUCCUGCUCCAGCUGGGCACUAGGAUGCUGGGCAAGCUGCUGUGGGUGCCCUGCUCUGGCAGGGGGUUGUGCUGGGCGGUCUCCAGAGGUCUCUUCCCACCACACCAUUCCAUGAUUAUCAGGUAAAGACACAGAGCUGCUGCUUCCCACCGAGAUGAGUUUCCCUUCCCCAGCUCAGGCCCUGCUCUGUGUAGCACAGCACACAGGCUUCUCCCACCAGGAGCCCACCCUUGGUCUACCCACAGCUGUAAAUACUUUUGCAGUCCUGCUCUCACCUCGUCUGGCCUUAAAAAUAAAGCACUGGUCACACUGC
Pogoniulus pusillus (Red-fronted tinkerbird) is the source of this 1315-nucleotide messenger RNA. Its product is annotated as myosin regulatory light chain 2, smooth muscle minor isoform-like. The record is from RefSeq and is a predicted model, not a curated record. Gene Ontology annotation, biological process: platelet aggregation. Gene Ontology annotation, molecular function: calcium ion binding. Lineage: Eukaryota; Metazoa; Chordata; Aves; Piciformes; Lybiidae. Gene Ontology annotation, cellular component: cytoplasm. The transcript is spliced from 4 exons. The coding region runs from base 122 to 640 and encodes 172 amino acids.